Messenger RNA from Nicotiana tabacum (common tobacco), 1044 nucleotides. Its product is annotated as zinc finger A20 and AN1 domain-containing stress-associated protein 4-like. Gene Ontology annotation, molecular function: DNA binding; zinc ion binding. Lineage: Eukaryota; Viridiplantae; Streptophyta; Magnoliopsida; Solanales; Solanaceae. The record is from RefSeq and is a predicted model, not a curated record.
CACCUAAAAGCCCUCUAAAUUUCCAAUAUUUAAACCUCCAUUACUUUCUACCAUCAAUCUCCUUUCUGUUCCGAUCUCUUCGCUUGUUCACUUUGUCGAAAAAACAGGAUGGCGGAAGAACAGAGAAUGCAAGAAGCAGGAGGGCAUAGGCUUUGUGCCAACAAUUGUGGAUUCUUUGGCAGCCCAACAACUCUAAACCUCUGUUCCAAAUGCUAUAAGGAUCAUUGCAUGAAAGAACAACAAUCGCGAGCAGCCCAACUUGCAAUGGAAAAGACUCGUCCCCAACCACAACAACAACAACAACAACAACAAUCUGAAUCAAUAUUUUCGUACCUGCCACGCGUGGAGUCAUUGCCAAUUCUUGAAGUCUCACAACCACGUCAUGUGGUUGAGACCGGGGUCUCUCAGGUACAGUUGGAUACUUCAUGUGGGUCCCCUAAGGUGCAAUUGAAUAUUGCAGCCGAGGUCCCUAAGCUGCAGUUGAAUACUGCAGCUGAAGCUCCUGAUGAGGUGCAAUUGAAUACACCAAUAGAGACCCCUCAAGUGCAAUCGAAUCGUUGUGUCACGUGUCGGAAGCGGAUUGGUUUAACGGGUUUCAAGUGUAGGUGUGGGGUCACAUUUUGUGGUUCACAUAGGUACCCUGAACAACAUGGUUGUACCUUUGACUAUAAGUCAAUGGGAAGGGUGGCCAUUGCCGUGGCUAAUCCAUUGGUUAAGGCAGAGAAGCUUCACAAAAUUUGACUUAAUAAAAUUAAGGAGAAUUAAUUUGAUCAUUGGGUCCAUGAACUGGUUGAUCGAACGGCCAAGAUGUCGUUUUGGUGAUGCUCAUGGAUUGAUGAUUUAUAAUAUGGAGUUGUUGCUAACCACAAGUUGGUGGAUGGGCUUUGAAUUAUACAUUUUCUUUAAUAAUGUAAGUUAGGAUAUUUUAUUGGUUCUUUAAUAAUUAUAAUGUAUGGUAGGCAAUUUUAUUUAUCUAUUUUCUUAAUUUGUUGUUUCACGUUGAAGUUAUUUGCUAAAAUAGCCAAGAUAACAUGGUUUUUAUUC